AUGAGCCCUUCACUGAAUCAGGACAGACAGAACAAUGUGAACAGAUUCAUGCGAGCUAUGUGGAUUUUGUUUUUGAUCACUUUGGCACUCAGGUCAGAUGUAGGGCUAUCCGUGGAGAUGUUUCGCACAGGCGUGGCCCCUCGCUGUGACAGCCGAGCCUGUAACCCACGCAUGGGGAACCUUGCCCUUGGUCGCAGGGUGCUAACACAGACUGUAUGUGGGAACAAUGGCACAGAGCAGUACUGCUCAUACGCUGACCCCAACAUCAAUUUGGCCUGCAGCAGAGCCAAGUGUGCCAAGUGUAAUGCCGGACUGCCCUACCUAUCACACUUAGCCGGAGCCAUGUCCGAUUCAUCCUUCCGCCAUCCCAACACGUGGUGGCAGUCAGCAGAGGGGGUAGACUCGGAAACAAUUCAGCUAAACUUGGAAGCAGAGUUUUACUUCACACACCUGAUCUUAGUGUUUAAAUCUACACGACCAGCUGCCAUGACCUUGGAGCGUUCACAGGACUUUGGAAAAACAUGGAAGAAGCUCCAGUAUUAUGCCGCCAACUGCAGCGUGGCCUUUGGUCUGGAAGAAGAGAAGGGAACGGGUCGUGAUGGGGCCACAUGUACCUCCAAAUACUCUAGGGCUUUACCCUGUCACCGUGGAGAGGUGAUCUACCGAACCCUUCCUAAAUGGGAGUCUGUGGAUCCAUUUGGGCUGGAGGGACAACGGCAACUGAGAGUAACUAACAUCCGAAUUCGACUGUUGAAGCAUCAGUUAUGCCCGUGCCAGGCCAAAGACCCAACCUCUGCACAGCGAUCUCUUCCGACACAGCACUUUGCCAUUUAUGACCUGAUAGUGAAGGGAAGCUGUUUCUGUAAUGGCCAUGCUGAGCAGUGUGUUCCUGCAGUGGGGUAUCAGCCUGUGAAAGACCGCACCAACCAUGUGGUUCAUGGGAAGUGUGUGUGCAGACACAACACUGCAGGUGAACAUUGUGAGGAGUGUGCUUCCCUCUACAAUGACCGGCCAUGGCAGCCUGCUGACGGCAUCACCGGAGCCCCGCAUGAGUGUCAAAAGUGUAAAUGCAAUGGACAUGCCCAAAGUUGCUACUUCGAUUGGUCGGUGUGGCGGGAGACUGGACAGCGCAGUGGCGGUGUCUGUCACUGCCUGCACAACACAAAAGGUCGUCAAUGUGAGAAAUGUAAAUCCGGCUUCUACAGAGAUCCACAGCGGCCGAACUCUUCUCUGGACUCAUGCAAACCUUGCGAAUGUCAUCCACUGGGAUCCAUGCCCUACCACUUGUCUGAGAGCUCCCUUUGUGACCCAACCAAUGGAAACUGCAUCUGCAAACCUGGAGUGUCAGGGACCCACUGUGACAGGUGCAUGGUGGGAUACUGGGGAUUCCACAAAUAUGGCUGCCAGCCUUGUGACUGCGCUGGAGACUGCGAUCCCUUCACAGGGGAUUGCAUGGUUGGGUCGGACUUGGAAACCUACAACUCAAGUGAGCCUAUGAAAAUCUUCCGAACAGAUGAACUCUUUUCUGCACUGCACUAUUCAGAGAAAUGUGAGUGCAAAGAGCAAGCCCUGGCCAACAGCAAACUCUUCUGCACAAUGAAUUACGCAUAUGUGCUUAAGGUGAAAGUGCUGUCCGCCCACGACAAGGGCUCCCACGCAGAGGUAGAAGUCAAAGUUCAAAAAGUCCUGAGUCACAACACGAGGGUGAAAAUACAGAAGGGUCGAGUCAUCCUUUACCCUGAAUCGUGGACAGCACGAGGCUGCACCUGUCCUAUCCUUAAUCCAGGACUGGAGUACCUGGUGGCGGGGCACAUGGACCGUAAACAGGAUCACCUCUUGGUUAAUAUGAAGAGCUUUGUGAAGCCCUGGAAGGCCAGCUUGGGUCGCAAAGUCCUCUCACUACUCAAGAAAGACUGCAAUUGGUAG
Messenger RNA from Knipowitschia caucasica, 1926 nucleotides. The record is from the annotation of a GenBank genome assembly. Lineage: Eukaryota; Metazoa; Chordata; Actinopteri; Gobiiformes; Gobiidae.